AUGCCCAAGUCUCUCCGUGGACGUGGACAUUUCAAGCCGGAUAGUGGCGUGCAUGGUAUUCUGACGGCGCCAUUGAAGUCGAAUCAUUCUCGUAUGAGACGGUCUAUCUUGCCGACUUUCUCAGACAAAGCGUUGCGGAGCCAGGAGACUUUCGUGCAUACUUACGUUGAUGAUUUGGUUUCGAAUCUGAAGAUAUGUGCUCUUGAAAAGGAGCCUAUUGAUAUACAGGGGUAUUAUAAUUUUACCACUUUUAAAUAUCAUUGGAGACCUGGCGUUCGGCGAGUCCUUCAACUGCCUGAAAGAAUCUAA
Messenger RNA from Monascus purpureus, 309 nucleotides. The record is from the annotation of a GenBank genome assembly. NCBI's taxonomy places the organism in Eukaryota, Fungi, Ascomycota, Eurotiomycetes, Eurotiales, Aspergillaceae.